AUGCCUCACAUCAUAUCGCUGCCGAGUCAUCCACCACAGGAUGCAGAGAUUGUAAAGAAGGCUAUUCCUUCUCACCCACUAGGCGUGAAGCCAAGUGGAAAUGCUCUGCUGGCUACCUGGAGUCUUCGCAACGCCAUAGGGACCUUUCAACAUCUGCCAGACGAACUAAUUUUGUUGUUGUUGGAGGGCUUCGACGGACCAAGCCUGUUGAGAAUCGGGCGGACAUGCAAGGCUUUCUAUGCGUUUACCCGGGCUGAGGAACUGUGGAAAGCGCUGUUUGUUCGUGACCAAAGAGAAGAUUUCACAUGGCGAGGGACAUGGCGGUCGACAUAUCUCAACAUCCCUGCCUCUAAGGUGCCCAUGAUGGACUGUUCCCAACUAUUCUCCGAUUCUCUAUACCGGCCGUUCAACUGCGCCCAUAUCUCACUCGACCCUUAUGUCUCCAAGAUCCCGGCGCGGAACCAAAUUGCACGACUCCCAGACCUGUCACCAGAGGAAUUCCAAGCAAAUUGGACCGACCGACCAUUCAUCUUGACCGAGCCUGUCAAGGCCUGGCCAGCAUACAAGAAUUGGACUGUCGGAUCACUGCUCGCCAGAUAUGGAAAGACCAAAUUCCGUGCUGAAGCUGUGGACUGGGCCAUGCGCACUUACGGCGACUACAUGGCAGACAACUCCGACGAGAGCCCGCUGUACCUAUUCGACCGGUCCUUCGUCUCCAAGAUGGGAUUGUCAGUCGGAUCUCCAGAAACCAUACCAGACGCAUCAUACUGGCCCCCAGCGUGCUUUGCUGAAGACUUCUUCUCCGUGCUCGGUGACGACCGCCCUGAUCAUCAGUGGUUGAUUAUCGGGCCCGAGCGGUCUGGCAGCAAGUUCCAUAAAGACCCCAAUGCCACCAGUGCCUGGAACGCCGUGCUACGCGGUCCUAAAUAUUGGAUUAUGUUCCCAUCCAGCACCAAACUGCCCCCGCCUCCGGGUGUGUUUGUGUCGGAUGAUCAGAGUGAGGUGACUUCUCCACUAAGUAUUGCCGAAUGGCUACUGGGCUUCCAUGCCGAGGCACGCCGGACUCCAGGAUGUGUGGAAGGGAUCUGUGGCGAGGGUGAGAUCUUACACGUUCCGUCUGGGUGGUGGCAUUUGGUGGUCAAUCUGGAGCCGUCAAUCGCUAUUACGCAGAACUUUAUUCCCCGAGGCCAUCUCGGCGCUGCCUUAGAUUUUUUGUCUAACAAGCCGGACCAGGUGUCUGGAUUCCGGAAGAACGUGGUUAAUCCGUGUGAGCGAUUCAUGACCGGCAUGCGUGAGUCAUAUCCCGAUCUACUGGAACAGGCUUGGGAUGAGCUGCAGAAGAAGAGUGAAGGCAAGAAGCGUAAAUGGGAGGAUAUUGUCCAUGGGAAAACAAAUGACACCCCUGACGGGCAAGACACCGAAAGAGGCGGAUUCAGUUUUGGAUUUGGCGAUGAUGGGAGUGAUGUUGAGGUUCCAUGA
Molecule: messenger RNA, 1479 nt
Organism: Penicillium vulpinum
Lineage: Eukaryota; Fungi; Ascomycota; Eurotiomycetes; Eurotiales; Aspergillaceae
Product: putative F-box and JmjC domain protein
Exons: 2
Coding region: 1-1479 (492 amino acids)
Cellular component (GO): nucleus
Molecular function (GO): cis-regulatory region sequence-specific DNA binding; protein binding
Source: RefSeq, a predicted model, not a curated record